CGAUCCCGAACAGAAUUUUCACGCGUAAGGUUAAGACUAGGAGGCACCCUGCAAGACAGAUUGACCUACCAAACUUCAAGAACCUCUCCAUGCCCCAUUUUCACCUUUAACACGUCUUAUUUGUUCAACUACACCGAUGGAUGCUUGUCGUUGGAGAGAUGGGAUCAAAUAAAUUCCUUCGUCAAACAAACGGGGGCUAUCCCGAUUUUCGGACUCAAUGCUCUCACCGGAAAGACAGUACAGCCACAUCCCGAACCUCUUACUUCUUGGGACCCGACCAAUGCCACUGGCCCAUGGGACCCCACCAAUUCCGAACAACUUAUUCGUUACACUCACGAUGAGAAAGAUUAUUACAUGUAUGGUUGGGAGCUUGGGAAUGAAUUGGGAGGAGUACCGGUAGAAGGUGUGAGAGUGGAACCCGAACAAUAUGCAGCCGAUGCGUCUAAUCUUGAGAAGCUAUUAAAACGUAUUUACGUAAAAAAGAAUGUGACCUAUGCUCCGGCCAUCAUUUUCUCUGGAGGGGUAUUCGAAUACAAAUGGUUCAAGAAGUUCAUAACCAAUGAGACCCGACCACCUGGCGUAAUCACCCACCACACGUACCCUCUCGGCUCAGGGUACGGCAAGGACCUCAUGUACAAAAUCGUGAAUGCAACUGUUCUUGACGGUGGGGCCAAAGUGUUUAUACAAAUGCGCGAACUUAUCCGGCUAUCCCCUACAAAGACGGUUGCUUGGAUUGGAGAGUCGGGAGGCGUAUACAAUAGCGGCUGUGAUGGUAUCACUAACACGUUCCUCUUCAGUUUCUGGUAUUUGGACCACAUGGCGACUGCAGCUGUUUAUGACACCAAGGUGUACUGCAGGCAGACGCUGAUCGGCGGUAACUAUGCCUUGCUCGACACAACUACCUUUAUCCCAAAUCCAGAUUACUACAGUGCACUACUUUGGCACCGUUUGAUGGGAACACGCGUUCUGAUGACAUCAUACAAUGGGAUAAGGACCUCCGCGCGUACGCCCAUUGUUCAAAACAAUCCGUACGACGGAAUUACUAUACUUCUGAUAAACCUUAGUGCCGAUACCAUAGUCAAGACAAAGGUUGGCCUUUACGGACUCAUAGAGUCAUUGUCUCCUAAUCACGGACAAGCGUACAGAGAAGAAUACCACUUGAGCCCAAUGGAUGAGAAGUUGCAGAGCCGGACAGUUUUGCUCAACGGGAGCCCACUAUUUGUCGACCCAAUUAGUGGCACUAUACCUACGCUGAAGCCCAACCAAGUAGUCCACUCGGAGCCCAUAACGGUUAAUCCAUAUACAAUUGCAUUUGUCCACAUUCCCCAUUUUAUUGUCCCUGCAUGUCAAGACUCUGUUCACGAUAUGUGAGGCUAAUGAUCAGUUGAUUGCUGGGAACAAGGAACGGUGCAAAAAUUUGUGUACUUGUGUUUGAUAUGUUUUGCUGCUAUUAUAUGCUCCUAUAGAGCAAGGCAGCAGUUGUGCUGUUUGCAUUAUCUGGAAUAAAAUGCCCGUUCAUUAUUAUAUGUUUUACCCAAAUAUUUAUAAUUACAGUUUUGUCUGGUCCAACAUGUCAAAAUGGGUAAAAAAUCGAC
This is a messenger RNA of Striga asiatica, 1595 nucleotides long. The record is from the annotation of a GenBank genome assembly. Lineage: Eukaryota; Viridiplantae; Streptophyta; Magnoliopsida; Lamiales; Orobanchaceae.